AUGUUUAUUUGGCAGACGUGUGCCCGAAACAGAUACGCAGCCACGUAUUCAAGUUCAUCAUCAUCCAGGAUUUAUUUACUUCUGCGUGGACUGAAGGAACACAACUCUUCGCUCGUUGCAAAGGCAGUAACCGGGCCCUUCAGGUUUAUUCUGCACUACCUUUGGUACAGCCCCUCCAGUUCAACUCUGCCACCUGGACUGGUUCGCCUUGCAACCAAACAAUUGAACUGGCAGUUGGUGCUGGCAAGUAAUGGGAAGCUCCUGGCUGUGGUUCAGGACCAAUGCGUGGAAAUGAGGUCAGCUAGAGAUGACUUUGGAUCCAUCAUAUUUCCUAUGCUAAGUACCCAAGGAUCCAAACCCUCACUGGCGCAGGGUAGCGUGGAGUCAUGACUCUGCUCUGUUGGCAUAUGCUUGACAGCACUGGUACGGUCCGAGUCUUUG
Messenger RNA from Sinocyclocheilus anshuiensis, 441 nucleotides. RefSeq names its product neuroblastoma-amplified sequence-like. Bases 1 to 390 code for a protein of 129 amino acids. The transcript is spliced from 8 exons. The record is from RefSeq and is a predicted model, not a curated record. Lineage: Eukaryota; Metazoa; Chordata; Actinopteri; Cypriniformes; Cyprinidae.